Messenger RNA from Salarias fasciatus (jewelled blenny), 1147 nucleotides. RefSeq names its product high mobility group protein B2-like. The record is from RefSeq and is a predicted model, not a curated record. Gene Ontology annotation, molecular function: DNA binding. Gene Ontology annotation, cellular component: nucleus. The transcript is spliced from 5 exons. Bases 120 to 764 code for a protein of 214 amino acids. Gene Ontology annotation, biological process: regulation of transcription by RNA polymerase II. NCBI's taxonomy places the organism in Eukaryota, Metazoa, Chordata, Actinopteri, Blenniiformes, Blenniidae.
CGCGCAGGGGCGGGGCUUAGGAUCUUGUUUUUCUCCCACAAGAACGGACAACAACAGUCGCUCUUUCUUCCUCAUUCACUCCUUCACAGGCUGUUCAGCGGAGAAGGUCAACUGGAACCAUGGCGAAAGAUCCAAACAAGCCCCGAGGAAAAAUCUCCUCCUAUGCAUUCUUCAUUGCGACGUGUCGCGAAGAGCACAAGAAGAAAAAUCCAGGGACGAACGUCAGCUUCUCUGAGUUCUCCAAGAAAUGUGCCGAGAGAUGGAAGACAAUGUCUUCAAAGGAGAAGUCUAAGUUCGAGGAGAUGGCAAAGAACGACAAAGUUCGUUACGACCGUGAGAUGAAGUCUUACGUUCCACCUAAAGGAGCCAAGAAGGCCAAGAAGAAGAAGGAUCCCAACGCCCCCAAAAGGCCCCCCUCUGCCUUUUUCGUCUUCUGCUCUGAGUUCCGUCCCAAAGUGAAAGAGGAGUAUCCAGGAAUCUCCAUCGGUGACAUCGCCAAGAAGCUCGGGGAGAAGUGGUCUACGUUAAGCGCCAAAGACAAGGGGCCGUACGAGGCCAAGGCUGGCAAACUCAAGGAGAAAUACGAGAAGGACAUGGCGGCAUACAAAAGCAAAAGCGGCUCCGGGAAGGGCGAUGUGAAGAAAAGUGGUCCCGGCAGGCCCUCCGCCAAGAAGCAGGAAGUGGCAGAUGAUGAUGACGAUGACGACGAUGAUGAUGACGAAGACGAGGAGGACGACGAUGAUGACGACGAGGAUGACGACUGAGCAUUUUGGCUGACGACAGAAAGUGAUGUUGAGCUUAACUCCAGUUUGUGUUUGUGUGGCUGAGUGGGCGCUGCUGUGAGGGGGGGGCCCCCAUGUAGUUUAACCCCCCGUUUGUGUGUUCCAUGGUAGAGCCCCCUCAGCCUGUGUUAUGAUCAGACAGUGGACUGACCUUGUUGUGCGGCCGGUGGACAGCGGUGGGGUGUCGGGUUAUCAUUUGUGGAGGCACCGCUCAUGUUUGAGUCUGGUGCUGGUUCUCUACUGUCGUUUUACUGCCAGCGUUUAUAUGUAGUCCGAGUAAAAUGUUUGCAGCAAUUUUAAUGUACACGUCUGUAGAAUGACUUUCUUCUGUUUUUUUUUUCUAAUAAAAUUUUGUAUAUUGAUUA